AUGGAAAGCAAAAAAUCGACUGAUGUGAUUGAUGAAGACUAUUUUAAUUUAGCUUUAAAAGUAUUAGAAAGCUUACACCACUUCCAUAAGCAAUUAAGUCCACUGAGAAAAUCCCAACUCUGUUGAACGAGAAAAAAAUUGUGGAAAAUACAUUCAUACAUAAGUGAUAAUUAUUAGAUGAAAUCUCUGGGAUUCUAUUGGACUUGCAUUUUAAAUAAUUAAAUUAAUUUUCUCUUCAAAUUUUUUUAGGAUAUUUAAAUUUUAAAGUUUUCUAAAUUAUAAUAAGGCUUAAAGCAAUUUUUCCCUACUUAUGAAGGGGGAGUCAGAUGAAUUCGGAAACUCUGUAAUUCAAAUGAACGUGAAACAAGAUCUAAAUGAACAACUAAGUGAAAUAAUUCAUUAUCUAAAACAGGUUUUUGGAGAUCCGCUAAAUAGCAGCCUUAUUGAAAGAUUUAAAUAUGCUCUUCAAAGCGAAUAUGAACAGUUUGGAGAGUUUGGGGAUACAAAAGAACUUAUUUAUUGCAUAAUCAGCUUAGUUCAUGAGUGCUGUCAAAUUUGCUUUGAAGAUAGUGGUCCUGAUCUAUGCCCUUCUCAUCAAUACUUUUCAUAUUCUUUUAUUAAGGAAAAAUCAGAAACAGAAGGCUACUAUCAUUUCGGAAUAGUAAUUGAUACCCCUGAGAUGAAAAAAGGCAUUUCACCCGGUGAGUCAAAAUACAUAUAUAAAAACAAAGAAAAAAAUACAGAGACAGACUAUCAGAUCCCAAAAUUCAAUAGAUUUCUCCUAUGCAGCCUUGAUUAUGAAGAAAGUAAAGAAGAAUCAUUGCAAAAAGAGAAGGGAAUUAGCUUUUAUGCCAGCAAUUACCAUAUGGAUAUUAAUGAAAGCAGCGAGUACUUACCAAAAUGGCUUAUCUUAUGAAAUGAGAGGAAAUAUCUGUUAUAUGAGCAUAAUCCUGAGCAUGAGCUGAAUCAAGAAGAGUAUAUUACUUUUUCUAAUUUGUGAUGCCUAAAGUUAAUUGUCUAUGAAAGAGUUCCGAAACGCAAAGAUGAGACCCAAGAUCAUAGUCGAACUAUUUAUGACGAUUAA
Messenger RNA from Blepharisma stoltei, 1084 nucleotides. Lineage: Eukaryota; Ciliophora; Heterotrichea; Heterotrichida; Blepharismidae. The record is from the annotation of a GenBank genome assembly.